AUGGAUCGAGAAGAACGGCGAAAAGCCAUUGAAAAACAAGCACAAGAAGCCGGAGAGUCAGAUACGGCACAACGUGAAAAUGAGCGUCCGGCAGCUUCACCGCCACCGAUUCAACGUCUUGGAAAGGACCAUAUGCAAAUGUUCCCAAGCACGUCGUCGGAACCGUCAUUGGCUAAUAAAGAACAAUCUGAUCGUGAUGGCAAUGGUAAAGCACCAGCUGCUCCUGAAACAAAAGCUGAAAAACCAGGAGUCACUGUAACAGCUCCUCAAGCCAUAAGAGAUCCGACAGCCGUACGGACUACCAGUAAGGAUUCGACCAGUGACGAUGAAGAAGGAUCGCCUCCACGUCCGGCUGCACCUGCCGAUUAUGAGAUUUAA
Haemonchus placei is the source of this 378-nucleotide messenger RNA. NCBI's taxonomy places the organism in Eukaryota, Metazoa, Nematoda, Chromadorea, Rhabditida, Trichostrongylidae. The record is from the annotation of a GenBank genome assembly.